GAGGUAUUCGGCCUUGUCACGCAUUUCGACAAACAGGAGGGCAGCAGCAGGAUAUCGAUCGAGCGAUGGGGAAUCGCGGAGCCGGCGGAGACGGAAGCUCACUGAAGAGGGCUCUACUCGUGACCGGAGGUCUUGCGUUGGCGUGGUUGACCGUCGAGACCGCAUUCAAGCCCUUCCUCGACCGCCUCCGCGCCUCCAUCUCCAGAUCAGACCCCGCCCGCGACCCCGACGAGGACGACAACGACGUGGAGGUGGAAUCGGAGAAGGGCGAGGCUGCUGCGGAGGAAAAGGAUGGGAAGGCCGGUGGGAUUCCACCCUCCGAUUAGCUGAAGAAACUUAACUGACCGAGAAAAAAUAUCGUAUGCUACAUUUCUUUCUUAAUCACUACUCAGCGAAACCAUCUCGGUAUCUACAUAAAGAUGGCAUGAAAUUGCAGUUUCUUGCUUUAAAUCUGGCGUUAUUGGGAUUCAUGUGGUUUUGUCGAAAGCUAGAUCGAUUUGCCCUC
Messenger RNA from Zingiber officinale, 505 nucleotides. Its product is annotated as outer envelope membrane protein 7-like. The transcript has a single exon. NCBI's taxonomy places the organism in Eukaryota, Viridiplantae, Streptophyta, Magnoliopsida, Zingiberales, Zingiberaceae. Gene Ontology annotation, cellular component: chloroplast outer membrane. Bases 66 to 326 code for a protein of 86 amino acids. The record is from RefSeq and is a predicted model, not a curated record.